Molecule: messenger RNA, 5155 nt
Organism: Ostrea edulis (European flat oyster)
Lineage: Eukaryota; Metazoa; Mollusca; Bivalvia; Ostreida; Ostreidae
Product: inosine-5'-monophosphate dehydrogenase 1b-like
Exons: 17
Coding region: 1094-2716 (540 amino acids)
Biological process (GO): GTP biosynthetic process
Cellular component (GO): cytoplasm
Molecular function (GO): IMP dehydrogenase activity
Source: RefSeq, a predicted model, not a curated record
GGAAAUUACUUCGUAUACCACCCUCCAGGGAGUACCCCCCUUGAUCACGAGAAUGGUAUUGCAUGGUCGAGAGAAUGCGUGUGUGUCAUCUGUCGCAUUGUGAUUCAUCCAAAGCUUUUGUUUACAAAUCCAUGCGUGCAGGAGUAUGUAACGAAAACGUGUUAACCCUGUGGAUCGAUUUUCUGAAUGAAAAAAGGAUAUGACAUAGUGAGAUCCAUAUGCAGUCAGUUUUUUAAAAAGUAAUUACAUUAUUUAAUAUACAGGAAAGUUCACGCCUACUUGUAGAAUCACACACACUGGAUUUUGUAGGCGAUGUUAAUUUUGAUGUCGGUUGCUUGAAGAUAAAAAUUUGAAAUGGUGAUAUUCAAGUGCGUCUUCAUUACGAUUGAGUAAACCCCCUUCAUUUCUCAAGCGGUAAAAUUAGACUACGCGUAAAUUACAUUUAAAGUUUCUUUUCUCCACAUUUAAAGAGCUAUAAUGUUAUUUAUAUAUACAGUACAUCUUUAGAUAUAUUGAAAAAAAAUAUUUGUGUGUCUGCGCUACAUGCCACGGUUAGGUUCUCGUAUUAAACACCACUUAGAGCUACUCUUUCUGGCAUUUUAUAAAUAAGUCAUGUGCACAGUUCGUAAGUGUUUCCUUGAGAACAUCCGAUUAGUAAAACGGUUGUAAUGCAGUAGGUAUAGGAUGUUGACAUAUAUAUAUAUAUAUAUAUAUAGCGAAUCACUUCCCGUGUAGUUCUCUCUUUCGUUCGUACCUUUAAUAAUAUAUCUAUUGAUGUAGUAUUUGGGAUGACUGCACAUUUAUAGAAUAUUGAUAUUUUGUACAUCUUUACAUACAGUGUAUGUCUAUAGCUGGCUCGUUCUUCCGUGAUAUAUACACAAUCUCCUAUAUAUAUUGGAAAUUUUGUCGUGGCAUGUCUUAGUGUGAAUUAACUUUCGUGGAAGACGCACGCGGAUAUAAUACUUGUAGAAAUUGUGAAACGGAAACCGUCUGGAUACAUGUAAAAAGAAAGAAAAGGAAACCAGGUCUUCUCUGACGGACAAGUCGGGAGUUUCGCAGACUUGAAAUGUGAUGCGGUUUGUUAUCUGUUGUCAUGGAACCUUCGUACCCCAGGGAUCGACACGAAUCUGUUGGAAAACGUUAUCAUAAUCUAACCAACGACAACAAUAGCAUGGCAGAUUACUUGAUAACCGGAGGGACGGGGUACGUCCCAGACGACGGACUCACGGGGGCCCAGCUGUUCGCUAACGGGGAUGGACUCACUUACAAUGAUUUCCUGAUACUGCCAGGGUUCAUUGACUUCACAGCAGAUGAAGUGGACCUGACCUCUGCCCUGACCAGGAAGAUCACCCUGAAAUCUCCAUUAGUCUCCUCCCCUAUGGACACCGUAACAGAGUCUCAGAUGGCCAUAGGAAUGGCGCUUUGUGGAGGAGUGGGAGUCAUACAUCACAACUGUACUCCUGAGUUCCAGGCCAACGAGGUCAGAAAGGUCAAGAAAUAUGAACAAGGGUUCAUUCUGGACCCCGUAGUGAUGUCGCCCACGCACACAGUCAAAGAUGUGAUCACGGCCAAAAAGAAGUUUGGUUUUUCUGGAAUUCCCAUUACAAAUAGUGGCCACAUGGGAGAGAAGCUGGUGGGGCUGGUCACACAGAGAGACAUCGACUUCUUGACCGACGAUGAAAUGGACACUCCCAUUUCAGAGGUGAUGACGAAAUACGAGAACUUGGUUGUGGCACACAGUGGGGUUACCCUGAAGGAAGCCAACUCCAUCUUACAGAAAAGCAAGAAAGGAAAACUUCCCAUUGUUAAUGACGAGGGCGAGCUAGUGGCGUUAAUAGCUAGAACAGAUACGAAGAAAAACCGAGAAUUCCCGCUGGCAUCCAAAGAUGACAAGAAGCAGUUAUUGGUUGGUGCAGCUGUUAGCACACAUGAGGAGGACAAAAAGCGACUGGAACUUGUGGUGCAGGCGGGGGUAGACUUUGUAGUCCUGGAUUCCUCACAAGGGAACUCCAUUUAUCAAAUCAACAUGAUCAAAUAUCUGAAGAAGUCGUAUCCUGGAGUUCAGGUCGUUGGCGGCAAUGUUGUCACAGCAGCACAGGCCAAGAAUCUCAUUGAUGCUGGAGCUGAUGCUCUCCGAGUGGGUAUGGGGAGUGGAUCUAUCUGUAUUACACAAGAAGUAAUGGCGGUUGGAAGACCACAAGGAACGGCAGUAUACAAGGUGGCAGAGUAUGCCAGACGGUUUGGUGUCCCGGUCAUUGCAGAUGGUGGAAUAUCAUCAGUAGGACAUGUGAUUAAAGCCUUGUCUCUCGGAGCUUCUACUGUGAUGAUGGGGUCGCUACUGGCGGGAACUUCUGAGGCCCCUGGAGAGUAUUUCUUUGCUGAUGGGGUUAGGCUAAAGAAAUACCGGGGCAUGGGGUCACUAGAUGCCAUGGAGAAACACCGCAGCAGUCAAAGCCGAUAUUUCAGUGAAAGUGAUAAGAUCAAGGUUGCUCAGGGCGUCUCAGGGUCUAUUGUGGACAAGGGUUCCAUCAACAAGUUUGUGCCAUAUCUGAUUGCUGGGAUCCAACAUGGCUGCCAAGACAUCGGGGCACGCUGUCUCUCCAAUCUAAGAUCGAUGAUGUACUCCGGGGAACUGAAAUUCGAACGCAGAACAACGUCAGCUCAGGUGGAAGGAGGGGUUCAUAAUCUUCACAACUAUGAAAAACGGUUGUACUGAAGAGUCCUUGGGCAAAAAGCUAUCCCAUCCAAUGUGUUCCUUUUACAUGUAAAAGAUCUGAUUGGACAGCCAACUGAUACUGACAGAGGUUAAAAGUUCAAAAGUUCAGAAUUUCAGAAGUUGGUUGCCAAGUGUAAGGUGCAAUGUUUUCAUUUGUUCAGGUAUUUAUGUUGUGAUCCAUUCCUCAGACAGUGCAUUAAAUUUUUACUUUAUAGAGGGCGCUGUUUAUUGUUAUCAUGGUGUACAUAAAUUUUGAAAGAGAUGUAUAAUGUAUUGAGAUUAGUGCAUGAAAGUGAUCAUGCCUAGGGAAUUGUGCAAAAUAUCGACAAUAUUGAUGUCUCAGAACUCAUAUGUAAAACAUUUUUCAUCUUCCACUGAGAGGAAAGAUUAAAUAUCAACAGACGCCCGAUAAGUGAACGAAGUAUGUGAAAAUAACAUUUUGUAUGUAGAUAAUUGUUCAAGGACGUUUUCAAAAUGUAUGCCUUCCAAUUUACAAAUUUUAUUGAGAUGGUUUCAUUUCAUGUCAGUCUUGUAGAUUCUGAAGAGGAUGAUUCAAUAUAUACAUGUGUAUACUCUGAGUACUGUUUUUAAUAUUUUUGUAGUCUCUCUGAGAAUUGUUUAUCAAAUUGUUAUUGGUCAAAACGGAAGAGCUAAUUAUGAUAUAUUAGAUACUGUAUCAGGAAUAAUUUUUGUUAUUGAGCAAGAAACUGAUGAGCGAUUGAAUGCUUUAUACGCCCGUCUUUAGAUGAGAUGCAUUAUGAUUGAAUGCUUUAUACGCCCGUCUUUAGACGAGAUGCAUUAUGGUACAGCGAUGUCUAUACAGUCUGUCUGUUCAGGGUUUUCGGGUUCCAUUUUCAUUUCUUUAUCACAUAUCAAACUGAAACUUGCUAUGUAGCUUCUUUGUGGGUCACUCUAGAUCAUGUUGCAAUUUCCAUCCAUUUCAACCUCUUGCAGGAGUUUUGCCCCUUUAUUUAAAAUUUAGUGUUACAUGGAGGGUACAUGCUUUGUCCGUCCAACUCCUCUUACAAUUUUCAAGUGAGGACCAUCUUAUUUUACAGAGUGUUUGUAUGGGUAUUGAAGAUGUGCACAUGCUAAGAAGUUUGAUUUUCUUCAAUUUUUGAGAAAAUAACAGGUUGUUAAACUUUGUAAGUUUUGAGGAAAUAUUACGUCUCGCUCCUUUCACAGUUUUCAUCCUGAGAUCUUUGUAAACUUGGAUAUAAGUGUAUUGCAAGGACUUUGAUUCUUAACAAUGUGUUUUAAUUUUCUUUGAUGAUCGAAAAAAUUACAGGUUGUUGAACUUCGUUAAUUUUGGGGGGAAAUAUUUUACACACAGGGCUCUUGGAUUGUCUGUUUACCCCCUGUCACAUGUUAUUCAUACAAACUAAAAGAAAGCAUGUGACAGCCUCAUGAUGGCUGAUACUACCUUAAUGAAAGGUUGACAUCUCAUGGCUUAAAACAGCCUACAUAAGCUUGUGAUGGGUGUAUUGUGUACUGUUUCAAGUUACUCUUGUUAAAAAGGAGAAGAAACUGCCUUGCUUAUAGUGUUUUAUUCAUCAGUAAAGACGUGAAUGAGACACUUUAUUUUGGAUGCAGCAAUGUAAUGCCCACAUUUAAGCUUUAGACUUGUGAGCUAGUUAAAACAGUACUGGGAGGUAAAUUUGGAUUAGACGGUAGUGCUUUAGACCAAAUUUCACGUCAUUAGGAAAAGCUAUCUGGCAACAAAGUUGCAAACUCCUUUUUUAUUCAUUUUGUACCUUGCCAUAGAACUUAGUUAUGUGUAUCGUUCUGCGGGUAGUGUGUUGUUUAGUAAUCAUUAGAACUAAUGUGUAUUUAUGUUUCUAACUUGCUUUUUGAGAAAUACUCAGUUAUUGUUUGUUUUUGUCAUGUGGUAUCUAAUAAGACUGUAAUACAUUUGUUUCAGAGAAAAUUAGUUAGAAUAAUAAACAUAUAUACAUGUACAUGUGCUUAUUGUAGCAGGUAACUCAAUUAGAUUUUUGUAAAUUAUGUCCAUGCUUGUAAACUGUUCUUAAAACACUCUUAGAAUAUGAUUACUCUUUAGACUUUUUUGUGUAACUAUUUGACCUUUAGAAUGCUGCAGCAGUGUUAGUUAUGAAGUAAGAUCAAUUCAGUUUUAUAUGAGUAUAGUGAUGAUGUAGAUAUAGUGAGGAGAAAAAAAAAGACACUGAAUAGUAAAGUUGUUGAUGGUUAUAUUGAAAUCUGUUGCAGUGGGAUGCUUGUAAUAUUCUGUUGGUUAUGAAAUCUGUUGCAGUGGGAUGCUUGUAAUACACUGUUGGUUAUGAAAUCUGUUGCAGUGGGAUGCUUGUAAUACACCGUUAGUGAAGAGGGAUGGACGGAUGUUUGUUGAGCUGUGUAUGCAUUUCGAAACUUUCCAAAAUUGUGAAUUCUUGUGCAAAAAUUAAAAGUGAAUUGUUCAAUGUU